Molecule: messenger RNA, 4227 nt
Organism: Pieris rapae (cabbage white)
Lineage: Eukaryota; Metazoa; Arthropoda; Insecta; Lepidoptera; Pieridae
Product: calcium/calmodulin-dependent protein kinase kinase 2
Exons: 11
Coding region: 230-1777 (515 amino acids)
Biological process (GO): positive regulation of protein kinase activity; intracellular signal transduction; protein phosphorylation
Cellular component (GO): cytoplasm
Molecular function (GO): calcium/calmodulin-dependent protein kinase activity; ATP binding; calmodulin binding
Source: RefSeq, a predicted model, not a curated record
UUGACCCAGACGGUCGUUUCUUUUAUUUUUCUUUUCUUUUCUCGCAAUCUGCUACAAAAGUUUGCACAAAAAUUGAAAAACUAAAUCGAAUCAUAUCACGACAAGGUUUUAACGUAAUUUAAGUCUUUAAAUUAUUAAGGUGCUCUUUAUGCCUUUUUAGCAUUUUCUUGAAUAGUAUUUACUUCUAAUAUACAUAAUAACUUUAUAGUGUAGUGUUAAGUAUUGUGAAAUGAAUGGAAUUGCUGUUGAAGCGGAACGGAGCGUGGAAAUGGCGGGAAAUGGUGACAGACAUUCAGCUGUUGAUGUUGUUGGUGAGGCGAAAAGGGACCAAAGAUGGCCGGCAUCAGAUACAGAUAGAUUAUCUGCUUACCCAAGCGGUGAUCGAUCAAAUCUGCUACGCUCACACGCGGCCAAAUCAGCAGAAUGCAGUCAAGGGUCUCCACGCGCGAGGAGAGUACCAAGAGAGUCCCGGAGAAUUUCACUUGCACAGGCACCGGGAUAUGUUCAGCUUAACCAAUAUAGACUGCUUGAGCCCAUUGGACAGGGUUCCUAUGGAAUCGUUAAGUUAGCAUACAAUGAAGAAGAUGAUACGCAUUAUGCAAUGAAAAUUCUAUCGAAACGGAAGUUGAUGCGUCGCGCGGGCUUGUUUGGGCGGACGCCGCCCCGCCGCCCGGGCCCGGGGCCGCCACCUGACCCACUGCAAAGCAUCUACAGGGAAAUAGCCGUGCUCAAGAAACUGGACCAUCCUAAUGUAGUUAAGUUAGUUGAGGUAUUAGAUGAUCCAGCAGAGGACCAAUUGUACCUAGUUUUCCAGUUACUGGAGGGAGGCCCUGUGAUAGAUAUCCCUACAGACAACCCCCUCAGCGAGCAACUGGCAAGAAAGUACUUCAGGGACGCUUUACUGGGCGUUGAGUAUCUGCACUACCAGCGCAUAGCCCAUCGCGACAUCAAACCAGCCAACCUGUUGCUUGGUGAGGAUCGAGUACAGGUGGCAGACCUAGGUGCAUGUGGGGAGCUGGCAGGUGCAGGCAAACUGUCUGGAGCUGUUGGCACACCAGCAUUUCGCGCGCCAGAGGCUACGACCCUCAGCGACAAAUAUAUUGGAGAGGCGGCGGACAUCUGGUCUCUCGGCGUCACUCUAUACGCCAUGGUCACAGGCCGUGUUCCCUGGACGUCUCCAACAGCUGCUGACCUGCAGAAGCGAAUCCUUUCAGAGCCUUUGACGUUCCCUACAAGACCUACCCUCUCAAAGCCUCUUAAAAAACUACUGUUACGCAUGCUUGAUAAGGAUCCCGUUACAAGAGCAACGAUGCAAGAAAUAAAGGACCAUGAGUGGAUAACCUGUGGCGGAAAAGAUCUGCUGCCUUCAGAGCAGGAGAAUUGCAGAUUAGUCGAAGUAACAGAUGAAGACGUAGCACGUGUAGUAACAUCCAUCCCCAACAUCUCCACACUCAUCCUCAUUAAGACCAUGCUCAAGAAACACAGCUUUCAGAACCCGUUUCUACGCAGUCGGGAGAGUAGCUCCCGUCGCGAAUCUAGUGAAACUGGUGAAACGGCGGUUGCUGUGCGAGGGAAACGCACGGCUCUCGCGCGGGCCGGACGCUCGCUCUCAGCUCCUGGAAACUAUCUCACUGACAAGCAAGUUUCAUUCGAUAUCAACUUGGAAUCUGUCGAAGAAACCAAAGAGAAAAUAGAAACAAAACAGACUGUCACCAAAUCAUCCACAAAGAGCAAGGAAAGCAAAGAAAAUGGCCGACCGACUGCACCGCAACGGUGACGCGCGAAUGCUCAUGACAGGCCUUAUAAGGCAUUUAAUGUGUGACUUCAUAGUUUUAAGGCUUAUCUCAAAUUUAAUAUUCAUGUCCGCUUGUACCACAAAUUUACAUAAUUUAUUUUUUAAACCAUAUUUUCCUUGUAAUAAGUUGAUAUUCAUGUGUUACUAAAAUCGAAUGAAAGACAAAAGUCAAUUUUAGGAAUUAUUACGGAAUUAAUAUAUUUUGUUAGAUUCAAAUGUACGAAAAAUAUUUAUGAGUGUUUGAGUUGGUUGUGAAGAUAGCACAAAGAUACAAUAUUUAAUUUUACACAAAGCAUAUUAUGUUUCUUGGUAAUAUUACGAUUUUUACAUCUUUUAUGUUUUGUGUAUUCAAUGCACUUUUCACAAUGCUACUUACUAAAGUAAUAAUUAAUAUUAACAGAUCUUUAUAUCUCCAACUAUUGUACAUACUUUAAAUUUUCUCUUAUCACGCCAUUUUAAAUACUUUUCGAAGCAAUUAGAAAUCGUAAUUAAUCAAAAGAGGUUUCAUAUAAAACACAAUUUCACUUUGACAUGACUUAGUUAAGAUGUAGAUGAAAGCAAAGUUCUCAAACAAAUGCCAUACAUUCGGAGAGACUAUCAGAAAUUUUACAAAGAUUAAUUAUUUAUUACAAUAAUUUCAAUUGUUCCGGCGACGUCUUUUGUAUACAAUUUAAUGAUUAUUAUUGCUUCGAAUAAUGUAAAACCUUGUGCACUAAAUUAUAAGGCUUAGAGACUUUUUCAUGAUCGAGACUUAGCGUUUAAGUACCCCGUAUGUCAAAGUCCAAUAAUUAGUAAGUUAACACCGCGCUAAGAGUCGACUCUAAGGGUGACAUUCAGAAUUGAUACUUCGUACGAAGAAUGAAUACCGUAUGUCAAAACCUCACUUAAUAAAAAAUGUAUCAGUGCUUGUUUAUCUAAAGUAGAGAGAACGUACAGAAAGGGUCCUUUAGGGCUUAUAAGAGUUCAAUUCAAAUCAAUUCACUGAUUUCUUUUUACGUUUAUAUUUUUGAAUAGUUCAUAAAGUCUAUAUCGGCUAUAGCUUAUUAAAAUCAGUAUCAUGACAAACUGUAAGUUAUAGUUCCGAGAAAAUUUUUAAGCCUGCGAAAAUUUUACUAUCCUUCUAGUGUAAUAUUGCUCAAAUAGUAAUAGUUAUAAUAAUUUAACCAAGUCAGAAUUAUACAAAAUCAGAAAACAUCGAAAACACUGCCCUUAAUUAUUUGGUAAUUUAUCCUUAAUGAUUUUUAUAAACUGUGUAAUAUAAUAUACUAUCUACACUUUAGCCCGUUAGCGUACAACUAAUAGAAUAUAUCAAAAUAUUACUGAAUAAGUAAUUUAUUAAGAAUUUGAUAAAUCAACGUAGAGAUGUUUUAUUUUUAAUUUCAAUCUUGCAGCCCUAUUAUAUAAAUAGAAAUUUUAUUUUCCAACUUGUGAUUUGCACUAGUCUUUGAAACCAUGGCUUAUACUAUAGUUACUUUAGACUUAUAAAUUAAAAAAAGUAAAUUUUUAUAUACUUUCGACAUAUUUGUAUGUCGAAUAAUAUUUGUCAUAUGGCUUCGAUUCUCGUCGUUGUGGUACUUUGAUACACAGAUACAUGUUGCGUCUGUGAUGUUAAUAGGCACAUUGGUUAACCUGUGACAUUAACCGCUUUUUUGCUCAAACAUUUGAUCUUUUGAUAUAGGGAAGUAAAACUUAUAUAAUUUUAGGUAAAAAAAAAUACUUGCACAUUUGUCUUACAUUAUGUAUUACUUCUAUUUGGGUGUAAGAUGACCAUCGUUAUUUAUCUCUACGUGAAAAUUAGUCCAAGCUUAGUUUUAGGUUCGCAUUAUCCUCGGCAAGCGAAAGGUCCAAUUAUAAAGCCUUUGAAUGUUGUGAUAGUGAAUAGUGCUUAUAUAUUUCCCUAAAUUAUAUUCGGCUUAUAUUUUUGCCUAUAAUGCUGGACCACCAAUGCCUUAGUAUUUCUAUAUUUUCUCCUGAUAUACCUUCUACAUUCAGUUGUUUUUAAAGAUAUUAUUUAGAAUAGCAUAGAGGAUAUUAAAACAUUCCCACACUUUUCCCGCUUAUUGAAUAAAUACACGCUUUAUAUCGAAAACUUGUGAAUGUAAUUAAUCAUGUACAAUAAUUAUUUUAGAUACAUAGAAAGCGUAUAAGGCUAUAAAUCAAUGAUAAAUAUAGAAAACCAUUAUAUUUAUUUAAUUAUACAUAUAUUAAUUUAAAUUCGUAAUUACUUUUUUUUACUUUUACUUUCUUGCUUUUUAUAGAAAUCGGAAUAAAAUUAACUUAUAUAAGCGUUAUAUUGAAGGCAUUGGUAGUUCACUUGUAAUGCGUCUUUGUAAACUUUGAAAAUUUUGUAAAUAUUGAGUAUAUGUAACAAUUAUGAAUUUGUUAAGUGAAUUUUAUCGAAUGGAGUCAAUAUUAAAUCAAUUUUUAUCUUA